CUCAUUUAUAAAAUGUUGGCAUUUAGAAUCAUACAUGCUUCAGCUUCAGUUUCUAAAGCAAAACUACAGCCAAAAAAGGCCUUACCUCGUGUCUUUCCUGCUUCUUCUGUUUCAUCUACAUCAUCCACCAAUGCAUCGCCUUAUUCCUCUACAACAUCCAUAGCACAUACGCCAUUGACUGGAGUGUUUGCGGUUAACAAACCUACAGGGUUGACUUCGACCACAAUUGUUGAUUACUUGCAGCAUGUUUGUCGAGAGAAUCGAGCUCAUCCUUUUGUACAACGCGUCCUGGAGCUGGACCCCUCGAUACGCGCUAAAAAACGCGGAAUGGUCAAAAUUGGGCACGGCGGAACAUUGGAUCCUUUGGCAAGAGGCAUAGUAGUUAUAGGAAUGGGUGCAGGAACCAAAAAAUUACACAAGUUGACAUUGUCCUCGAAAGUCUACAUUGCAGAGGGUCGGUUAGGAUUUAGCUCUACGACGUUGGAUUCCACAGGAUCGUUAGUAAGCACUGGACCUACAGAUCAUAUCACAAAGGAAGCUCUGUUACAGGCAUUGCACGCCUUCAAAGGAGAGAUUUCACAGACACCACCAUUAUACUCUGCACUAAAUAUGGAUGGAAAGAGAUUAUAUGAUUAUGCUCGCGAAGGUCUUGCAUUACCACGAGAGAUUCCAUCCCGAAAAGUUCAGAUUCAUGAGUUAGAUUUGUUGUCCUUUCCAGAUGGCACGACCGUUCCAGAUCCUUCCUUAGAAAAAUAUGGGUUCCGAUACGGAAGCACCACAGAACCGAAUUUGAGCAAGUUGCAUUUCCCCAUUGGAUUUCAACCAAAACCCAUUACCGACGGUACAGGAUCUGGUUCAUAUUCCGGUCAUGUUCCUAUCCCGCCAUCACCUCAAGGCCUGUUCUUCCAUAUUCGAAUCCGUUGUUCCUCAGGGACGUAUAUCCGAACAUUGAUUGCAGACAUUGCAUCUCGUAUGGGCACUGUUGGGCAUAUGACGGAUCUGUUACGAGUAGAGCAAUCUGGAUUCAAGUUGGGAGAUAAGGACGUGACUCUGGAGUUGAAAGACUGUGAGGAUAUUGAACGCGUGGAUCAGGCUAUCCAAGCUGGAAGCCGUAUAUCAAAUUAAUAAAAAGAAUAGAAG
This is a messenger RNA of Lobosporangium transversale, 1140 nucleotides long. RefSeq names its product pseudouridine synthase. The coding region runs from base 13 to 1125 and encodes 370 amino acids. Gene Ontology annotation, cellular component: mitochondrion. NCBI's taxonomy places the organism in Eukaryota, Fungi, Mortierellomycota, Mortierellomycetes, Mortierellales, Mortierellaceae. Gene Ontology annotation, biological process: tRNA modification; mRNA pseudouridine synthesis. The record is from RefSeq and is a predicted model, not a curated record. Gene Ontology annotation, molecular function: pseudouridine synthase activity; RNA binding. The transcript is spliced from 3 exons.